UUGCACCGUGGUUAGACGCCUUGAAGUCGCGUUCGCGUUUCGGGUAUUGCUGCGAUUGCGUUUUUGAAGUGCAGUGGCGAGGAAGUGAGAAGGUGACGAAGAAGAAGAAAAAAAAACGGAGCGGAGUGGAGUCCAUUGAAAUGGUGAUAGAUUUCGAGGUUAGAACCGGAUCUUAGGGGUUAACUGGAGCCAAGACGGAAGACGAUUGGGUGCGUGAGAGGAAACUGUCGACGUGUCGCGCAGGCCUUCGGUACGAGUAGGUCCAGCUCGAGAAUAUUCCCGGGUGACAUCGAUCGGUCGAUCGGUUGGUGUGGUCGGUUGGUGGUGUGAGGAAGAAAGAAAUCCGAGUGUCGAAUCUGACCCGUUCCGAUUUUGUUGGCUGAAGUGAAAGGGAAGCAUUCAAGUGCAAUUAUUGUGUGAUCGUGCACCGUGAAAAAAAAAAGAUAACAGAGAUAACCGUGAGAAGCGUGUGAAUGUGAAUGUAGCAUCUGAAUCGAUCAGUCGUGGAUCAAAAGGGCGAAAAAGUCAUAAAAGUGUGAGAAAAGAGAUUCCGAGACCGAGGGAAAAAGUCGUUCAGCCAUAUUUAAGUUGCUUAACUUUUUGCCUGGAUAAAGUGUCUUGCUCUCGCUCGAGCUUGGGUCUGUUUGCAAGUUUCUCGGUGGAUCAACCGGAGGCGAGAAAGAGCGCGAAAGAUACCGUGAUCGGAAUGUGGUGCCUCUGAGGCUUGCCUCGGCCAAGAGUGAGUGUGUUUAAAUCCACGACAGGGGUUAUGUGAGCCAGUGUUGGUGUCGUUCAAAGUGCAUGGAUUGCCAGUGUGCGACCUGAACCCUACAAGCCGGACGGAUUCGUGAUGAUGUGAUUUCUUUCUCUUCGUUUUCCUGAACGUUCCUGAGACGAGAGUGUUCUGUUUUCGGAUAUUAUCUUCCCCCUUCGCUGUAGCCCCGGACAAAUACGCACUGUCCCAUAAAAAGAAACGAGUUUUUGUUGUGCUGCCCCGUAGAAGAAGAGCGUAGUGCCUCCGCCACGAAGAAGAACCCUGACCGCUCAUAUGAAAGAACGAAAAAUGGGCGAUUCGACGCCAAUCUGUCGCUGUCGUGUACUGUAUCUCGGAAGUGCCGUACCCCGGCAGAGUAAGGAUGGGCUUCAGGGUAUUCAGGAACCCCUCCGAAGUCUGUACCCCUCGGAGGGUGCAAUCGGUGCCAAAGGAAUCGACUCUUGGCUCAGUGUGUGGUCAAACGGAAUUCUGCUGGAGAAUGUUGACGAAAAUCGAAAGCAGGUCACCCGGUUCUUCCCGAUUGAUUCCCUGCACUACUGCGCCGCUGUGCGGCAGGUUUUGAUUCCGGAACGGGGUAACAACAAUCCGGAACCGAAAUUUCUCCCACUCGAUUCACCAUUUGCGCGAACUCCACGUGCCCAGCAUCCGCCGAUCUUUGCGGCGAUUCUUCGACGGACGACGGGCAUCAAAGUGCUCGAAUGUCACACAUUCAUCUGCAAGCGGGAAGCGGCGGCCAAUGCGUUGGUUCGCUGCUGUUUCCACGCCUACGCGGACAAUUCCUACGCCCGGCAGCUGGAAGGAUCCGGUAGCGGUAGCUCCAACAGCGUCUACGGAACGAUCGGAGGCAAAUCCAACGGCACGGCCGAAGGUGCAUGGCGAUCACGUGCCGGCAGUACGACCACGUUGAACAGCGUUGGCGUCAGCAGUCGACAGGCAAUGAACGGCGUCGCUGAAGCGUACACAGUUAAAAAUCUCUAUGCAAGCAGCGCCGACCUCGACGUCGUGGACGAUGGCGAUGGGAGCUCGCUGUACAACGGCGACGAGAAUCACAAAGUGUGGAGCGGUUCGACGGAUCAGCUCGACGGCAUCGGUGUGGGCGACAGUGGCCAUUACGACAUUUACUCCGGCGGCACCGGAUCGACCCUAGGGCGGCCGGCUCGAGCACGACAGAUUAGCGCUCCGGUGCCGGUGCCACCACCACCGAAGGAAGAGCUGAAAAAGUUGAAGAAAGAAGCGAAGAAGCAAUCCAAACAUCAGCUACAGGUAGGAAGUCAAAGUCUUUCCGGUACGCUUAUAAGACCCCGUCCAAUGCACAUGAAUCCACUAGGUCGACCCGGGCCACCACCAGCUGGCGGCCACGGAGGUCAUCCUGGCAUGAUGAUGUACACGAUGGGACCACCACCCCCUCCCCCUCUAGGUGGCCGUCAGUUCCACACCAUAGGUCAUCGAAGCCACAACGGAACAGGCAUGCCACCGAUGAUGCAUCACCCUCAUCAGAUCCAGCUUCACCCGGGAAUGCAUCCAAUGCCAAUGAUGGUACCCCCGCAGUACGCUACACUGCAGCACCCGCGAAGCAGCAAGAAAAAGAAAGACAAGAGCAAAAUGAACGGUGGAAUCCCGAUUGGCGUUCCGGUGGUUCCUCCGAUGUUCGCCUACCCACCGCCACCGGGUCCCGGCUCGGUCAUGGAACCCCGGCCGCUCUCGAUGAGUAACCGAAAGCUGGCCCAGUCAGCUGCCGCCGGACUGGACGAAUCCGGCAACUCCGGUGCGGAGUCCCCCGGUGGCACCGGGAUCUACCGCCGCAAAGGACACCUCAACGAACGUGCUUUCAGCUACUCGAUCCGGCAGGAGCACCGCAGCCGAAGUCACGGCUCGCUAGCUAGUCUACAGUUCAACCCGCCCGACAUGAAGAAGGAGCGGGAGAUCGCCCAGAUGGUGGCCGGAUUGGAGCUAACCGAUGAAUCUACGCUGCAGCGAAGGCGAUCCGAAGUGAUGGCCGGAUCGUCCGGGACGUUCGGAAAGCCGAGGAGAUGAAGAGGUGCUACCGGCUGGCUUGAGUGGUGUACAGUUUUAAAUCGAUGUUUGUGUGUGUGUGAGCGUAGCGUAUUGCGAGAUUUCGACCUUCGCGGGUAAGUGUUAGGAACGGGAAUAGAGGUCGAGGGAUGAUUAUGAGGUGAUGCGUGAAUCAGGAGGGGUGUUAGGUCGAUUGGGAGGGAGGGUUUGGACGAGUGGUUAACGGGAGGGUUUCGGGUGAUUUGGCGCUGUGAAAGUGAUGUCCAAGCUUUGCGCUGUCUCAGUUCCGGUUGAGAGUGAAACUUAAUCUACCUGCAUUGUUUUGGAAGGUUUUCCUCAUUGUCGCAUAAACAUAAAGUCAUAGGUUUGCUAAGUAUGGCUUCGA
Molecule: messenger RNA, 3173 nt
Organism: Ochlerotatus camptorhynchus
Lineage: Eukaryota; Metazoa; Arthropoda; Insecta; Diptera; Culicidae
Exons: 2
Coding region: 1049-2809 (586 amino acids)
Source: RefSeq, a predicted model, not a curated record